GGGGCUUCCUGCCGCCGCCUCGGCAGAGCCGGCAGCGCCAUGGAGCGGCUCCGGUUCCCGCGGCUCCCGCGGCUCCUGGCCGCCGCAGUGAUUGUGGAGUGCUGUGCACGGCUCUGCCCUGGUCUCGGCAGCGGGACGGGCUCUACGCUGAGCACCGCCAUCCCCUGCACCCGCCUGGGGACCGCGACGCGGGAGCGCUGCCGGACAGAUCCGGAGCGAGGAGCUGGCAUGGGGCGGGCGCCGAUGCCAGAGGCCGUGGGGCAGCUGCAGACAGAGGCUGGGCUGCUGCCCUUCCCUGGGACCCCUGCCGGGACUGCCGAGCCCCCCAGCUCCCAGGGGAGCACCCGGACAGGCGGGGAGGGGACAGGGCCCGCGGCGUGGGAUGGAACAGCCACCGAGCGCCCGGGGCUCCCACUCUUUGCAGGCACCACUGAGCGGCCAUCCCCUGCCCCAGCACCUGCGGAGCCAGACACAGCUCCUACCGCCGGAUCUCCCCCCGGGACUGACCCUGUAGGAAAUGUGAUGGUGGAAGGUGCCACGACCCCGCACGGGAGCCCCUCGCAUUCGCCAUCCUCCGUGACGGUGCCCGGCUCUGCCGGGGGGCGGUGGGGGUCCCCCAGCACCCUGCCAGGACAGAGCCCCACGGGGACAGGGCUUGCACAGAGACAGGGGGGCUCACAGGGCCCUUCGUCCCUGGAGCUGUGGGCUGGGGAGGGCACAGGUGCCACCGUCCCGCUGGGUGACGGCAGCCCAGGGACUCAUCCGAGCAUUGCGCCAGCCACGGGUAGCCCUGCGCUGGGGAUGACGGGGAUGUCCCCCUUUGUCGGGGGGCUGCAGAGGCUGCUGAGCCCCGCGGGGACACCGCAGGGGACAUGGCAGGGGCUGCCAGGGCCGGCAGGAGGACGGGCCUCUGACUCCCGCCCGUGGCAUGGGACGGACAUCGCCUGGCAGGGUGCCCGCUCUGCCCCUCGCACCUCUCUGCCAUCCCUGGGGGCUGGUGGCCGCGGGGGCCCCCUGGCCAGCACAGCCCAGCCAGCCGUGGGGACAGGCCCAACCUCGCUGCCUGCCACAGGCAAGGGGUCGGGUCUGCCUGUCCCCACCGCCACCGCCAGCACCCCAGGGGUGACAUCCCCGAGCCUGGGGGGAGCCCUGGACCCAACCACGGGGGUGUUGGGGCCACCCGACACAGAGGGUACCCCUGAGCACAGCCACGUCUCCCUGGUCCAGACCUGGCGCCCACCAGCCAUGCCAGGGCAGCCCCCCACCUCGGUGGCCCCCAGCAGCACCGUUGCGGCACAGAGCAGGGUGCUGUACACCAGCACAGGGUCCCCCCGCAUCCCCCCGUCCCCGCAGCCCUCCCCAACUGGCAGUUCUGCAGUGCCCCUGUCACCGACCCCACAGCCCUCCCCAGGGACCAGCCGGGGUGUCCUGGGGCUCAGCCCUGCUUUGGGCACCCCCCCGGCAGGGCCAUCCCUGGGGCACUGGAUGCCCCACCCCAGCUCGGGGGGGGAUCCUGCUAAGACCCCCCAAAUCAUGGGGGGGACCACGGUGGGGGUAGGCGAUGCCAUGCCCUGGGCAGCGACUGCUUCGCUGAGCUGGCAGCUGGGCAUCUCUGCCCCCCCCCUCAGCCCCUGGGCCCCCCCAGCAGCCGGCUGCAUCCCAGUCUGCAUCUCCCCUGGGGCUGACCACCGCUGUCGGCAUCACCGCCACCGCUGCCACUGCUGUCACCACCACCACCGCCACCACAGCUGCCACCGCCAGCCCAGCACGGCUCAGGGACGUGGGGACAGUCACGACGGAGCCCGGUGCUGCGGUGUUGCAGGGGAAUGCAGCAGGGCUGACGUGGGGGCCCCCAACUCAUCUGCCCACCGUGGUGCCAGGGCCCCCACAGCAGCCCACUGAUCCCCCUGGG
This is a messenger RNA of Aquila chrysaetos chrysaetos, 1912 nucleotides long. Its product is annotated as collagen alpha-1(I) chain-like. The coding region runs from base 40 to 1902 and encodes 620 amino acids. The transcript has 3 exons. NCBI's taxonomy places the organism in Eukaryota, Metazoa, Chordata, Aves, Accipitriformes, Accipitridae. The record is from RefSeq and is a predicted model, not a curated record.